This is a messenger RNA of Plasmodium reichenowi, 2283 nucleotides long. RefSeq names its product U3 small nucleolar ribonucleoprotein MPP10, putative. The record is from RefSeq and is a predicted model, not a curated record. Gene Ontology annotation, biological process: rRNA processing. NCBI's taxonomy places the organism in Eukaryota, Apicomplexa, Aconoidasida, Haemosporida, Plasmodiidae. The coding region runs from base 1 to 2283 and encodes 760 amino acids. Gene Ontology annotation, cellular component: sno(s)RNA-containing ribonucleoprotein complex; Mpp10 complex; nucleus. The transcript has a single exon.
AUGGAUGAGGGGAAAGUAAAAAAGUAUACGGAUUUUAUAAAUUCCUUUACUAGUUUUGAUAAACUAGGUAACGAUAAUAAAUGUAGUUUUAUGGAAAAUAAAGAGAGUUUAGUAGAUAUGAUUGAAUAUUUUUGUAAUUUUUUAAUUAAAUAUUUUUACAACGAUAUAAAUAUGGAUAGUAUUAAUAUAAAAGAAUCAAAUUUAGACUCAGAACAACUGUGGUACUUAAUCGAAUGUUUAAUAAAAAAGAAAAAUUUAAAUAACCUUCUUGAGUUUUUUAAAAGAUAUGAAAAACAAAUUGAUCAAGAGAAAUGUAAUAAAAAGAAGGAGAAGAAAAUAAAGUCAGCAUAUAAGUUAAAUAGAGAUUUAAAUGAAUUAAGUGACGAUAAUACAUUUUUUGAAACAUCUGAAGAGAUACCAUUUUCUGAAAAAGAAAAACAAAUAAACAAAAAAAAAAAACGGGAGAAUAAUAUGAGUAGUGACCAUGGCACAAAGAAAAGAAAAGAAAAAAAUUCAAUUCGAAAUAAAGAAUCGGAGAUAAAUAAAAAGGAAAAUAACAAAAAUGAUGAGAUUAACCAUAGGGAAUAUCUUGAGGAAGAUGAGAAUCAAGAUAGGUUUUUUAAUUUCGAUGAAAUGGAAUCAUUUUUAAAUAAUGAGGAAAAAAAAAUGUUAAAAAUUACUGAACGAGAGGACAAAGAAAUGGAGAAACUAAAUGGAAAUUAUGAAUUUGAUGAAAAUGAAGAAAGUGAUGAGGAGGAAAUUGAUUUAAAUAAUUUUGAGGAUACAUAUGAGGAUGCGAAAAGAAUGAAGUAUGCCGAUUUUUACAAAGAUGAUGAUGAUGAUGAAGAUGUUAAAGAUGAUGAAGAUAAUGAUGGUGAUUAUAAUGAUGAUGAUUAUAAUGAUGGUGAUUAUAAUGAUGAUGAUUAUAAUGAUGAUGAUUAUAAUGAUGAUGAAGAUAAUGAUAAUGAAGAUAAUUACGAUGACGAUAAUUACGAUGACGAUAAUUACGAUGACGAUAAUUAUGAUGAUGAUAAUUACGAUAACGAUAAUUAUGAUGAUGAUAAUUACGAUAACGAUAAUUAUGAUGAUGAUAAGCUUAACGAAGAAUCUUAUGAAAAGAAAAAAUUAUAUGAUAAAAAGAUAGAACAAGAUAUAUACGAAAUAAACCAAUUCGACAGUCGUCUUAGUGAUAAUGAGAAGGACUCUUUAUCAAACGAAUUUAAUGAUAAUAAAAAAACGGAUGAUGUGCAAGAAAAAGAAAAAAUCGAGAAAGAGCUAGUUGCUGAAAAACACUGGUCUCUAAAAGGAGAAGCAUAUGGAUAUAAUAGACCAAAGAAUAGUAUUUUAAAUUUAAACUUCGAAAUCCCCAAAUUGAAUACUUUGAACAACAAUAAUACUCUGGAAAAUAAAAAUGUAGGAGAUAUGGAAAAUACAGAUGAUGAUGGUGAUGAUGAAGAGAAAGAACAUACAUAUGGAGAUGGACAUAAUAAAAAGAAUAAUACGAAUUCAUAUAAAAAAAAAGAAAAUAAAAUGAACACAUUAAAUAACGAAAUCGAAAUUGUUGUAAAACAAAGAAUACAAAAUAUGCUUUUUGAUGAUGUGGAAAAAAAAGCUAUAGAAGACAUUGAACUUGAAGAAUUUAAUAAAAAUGAUGAAAUCAAUUUUGAUAAUUUAAAUUUUUCUAAAAGUAAAAUAAGCCUAGUAGAUGAAUAUACACAAAAAUAUCAAGAUGAAAUUAUGAACUCACAAUCAAAAAAUAAAGAAAAUAAUUUACAAAAAAUCGAAAUUAUGAAUUUAUUCAAAAAAAUUAUGCAUGCAUGUGAUUCCUUAUCGAAUGAUUAUUUUAUUCCAAAACCAAUUUUAUUAAAUAAUAAAAAUAAUAAAAUGGCUACAUUAAAUAUUGAAGAUUCAGUACCUAUGAUUUUAUCUGACAAAAAUAAAAAAACAGCAGAAGAAAUUUUUAACCCUCAACAUAUGAAACAACAAAAGGAAUUAACCAAAGAUGAAAAGAAAUCUAUACGAAAAUCAAAAAAAAUGAAAAAAAAAAAAAAAAUAUUAAACCAAUUUAAAAAAACAGGUAGUAUUAAUCAAUUAGUAAAAAGAAAUACAGAAAUAAUUAAUAAAAAUAAAAAAAACAAAGAUCAAAAAAUUAAUCAUAAAAAAUAUGGAGUAUUAUCAAAAAAUCACAUACUAAAUACUAAAAUAGGAAACAGGUAUAAUUUUGGUAGCCAAAUAUCAAAGGCAUUAAAAAUGGAUCAAAAUAAAAACAAAAAAUUAAAAUAA